GGCUCUGGGUGUGCCCCUGGUAUUCAUUCUGUGGUGGGAAGAAGGAAUGGAACUUACGUGUAUCCUUGAGAUGUGAACGGGUUCUAGGGGGUCACUUAAUCUAAGUGGAAAAUGAAUUCAAGGCACGUUCAUGGAGCGUUUCUGCUUGCCUGGUCCUCUGUGGGCUGAGUGGAGAGACUCUGCCCUCCCUGCGCUCCUAAGGCGUGAAAACAAUGCAGUGUGAUAAGAAUUGGCUUAUCAAGUGUUAUGGGGAUUUAGAACAGUUAGUUUUGCUUGGGGAGGAGUUGAGGAAGCUUCUACACUCGAGGAGACUUCUGAGUCGAGUUUUGAAACACCUGUGAGUAAGUGCUCAUCAGGUGAGGAGGAGCUCAGGGAACAGCUGGUACAAAGGCUUAGAGCCAUGUGGGAGUUGGGAUGAGUUUGGGGAGCAGCAAAUUGCCUGGGGUGCAGGAAGGAAAUGGUGAGAGAUGAGAGUAAAAUAAAAGUUGCUAGAAUUGUGAGGGGGCUGUCUUUGUUGUAGAUAGUGAACUAGUUGAAUUUGGAUUAUUGUACAUGGGUUGCUGAGUCUUCAUUCUUGCUGAUAAUUUUCUCCCUUUGUUGAUGUUGAAGCUGAUAUUGAUUGAACAUAUUUAGUUUAACUUAGUUAAUGACUUUUAAAUUUUUUUUUAUUUUUUCAGAACAAUGCAAACUUUUUUUUUUUUUUUUUUUUUUAAAGGAACAGGAUCUCACUCUGUCGCCCAGGCUAGAGUGCAGUGGCAUGAUCAUAGCUCGGUUGCAGCCUCUAACUCCUGGGCUUAAGCAGUUCUCCUGCCUUUGCCUCCUGAGUAGCUGGGACUACAGACAGGUGCCACCACACAUGGCUAAUUAAAAAAAAAAAAUAGUAGAGAUGGAGUCUGGCAGUGUUGCCUAGGCUGGUUUCAAACUCCUGGGCUCAGGCGAUCCUCCUGCUUCCACCUCUCCCUCCCAACGUGCUUGCUGGGAUUACAGGGGUGAGCCACUGGCCAGGCAGAACUUUUUUUUUUUUUUUUAAAUAAUAGAGAGGGGGUCACACUAUGUUGGCCAGGCUGGUCUUGAACUCUUGGGCUCAAGUGAUCCUCCAGCUUCAGCCUCUUAAAGUGCUGAAAUUACAGGUGUGAUCCACUGUGCCUGGCUAGCAGAACAUUUUUGAUAAGUGUUUUAUAUCAAAUGUUUUGACUUACACAGUAGUGAAUGAAUUGAACUCAUAUAUUCCUGGGGAUUCUUGCAAAAAAUUCUCUUAAAGUUAUACUUGCUCACAAAAAUGUUAACUUUAUAAAUGUAGAACACUCUCCUACUAAUUUUUAUUUUAUUAUUCUAUUGUUUUUUAUUUUUUUGCGACGGAGUCUCACUCUGUUGCGCAGGCUGGCGUGCAAUGAUGCGAUCUCGGCUCACUGCAACCUCUGCCUCCUUGGUUCAAGCAGUUCUUCUGCCUCACCCUCCUGAGUAGCUGGGUAGGCACACUCCACCACGCCCGGCUGAUUUUUGUAUUUUUAGUAGAGAUGGGGUUUUGUCGUGUUGGCCAGGCUGGUCUCAAACUCCUGACCUCGAGAGAUCUGCCCACCUCGGCCUCCCACGGCCUCGCUGGGAUUACAGGCAUGAGCCACUGUGCCUGGCCUAAAUUUUAAAUAUAAAUAAUGUACUCCCCAGUCUUACAGAAAUUGGACGACUAUAGAAAACAAACAUCAAAAAAAGUGUAGAAUGUUUAAGAAUUGUUUAAGCUGCAUCAAUGGAGCACAUACAGGGAGCUUGGAAGACGAUCAGCAAUGGUUUUGGAUUCAAAGAUGCCGUGUUUGAUGGCUCCAGCUGCAUCUCUCCUACAAUAGUUCAGCAGUUUGGCUAUCAGCGCCGGGCAUCAGAUGAUGGCAAACUCACAGAUCCUUCUAAGACAAGCAACACUAUCCGUGUUUUCUUGCCGAACAAGCAAAGAACAGUGGUCAAUGUGCGAAAUGGAAUGAGCUUGCAUGACUGCCUUAUGAAAGCACUCAAGGUGAGGGGCCUGCAACCAGAGUGCUGUGCAGUGUUCAGACUUCUCCACGAACACAAAGGUAAAAAAGCACGCUUAGAUUGGAAUACUGAUGCUGCGUCUUUAAUUGGAGAAGAACUUCAAGUAGAUUUCCUGGAUCAUGUUCCCCUCACAACACACAACUUUGCUCGGAAGACGUUCCUGAAGCUUGCCUUCUGUGACAUCUGUCAGAAAUUCCUGCUCAAUGGAUUUCGAUGUCAGACUUGUGGCUACAAAUUUCAUGAGCACUGUAGCACCAAAGUACCUACUAUGUGUGUGGACUGGAGUAACAUCAGACAGCUCUUAUUGUUUCCAAAUUCCACUAUUGGUGAUAGUGGAGUCCCAGCACUACCUUCUUUGACUAUGCGUCGUAUGCGAGAGUCUGUUUCCAGGAUGCCUGUUAGUUCUCAGCACAGAUAUUCUACACCUCACGCCUUCACCUUUAACACCUCCAGUCCCUCAUCUGAAGGUUCCCUCUCCCAGAGGCAGAGGUCGACGUCCACACCUAAUGUCCACAUGGUCAGCACCACCCUGCCUGUGGACAGCAGGAUGAUUGAGGAUGCAAUUCGAAGUCACAGCGAAUCAGCCUCACCUUCAGCCCUGUCCAGUAGUCCCAACAAUCUGAGCCCAACAGGCUGGUCACAGCCGAAAACCCCCGUGCCAGCACAAAGAGAGCGGGCACCAGUAUCUGGGACCCAGGAGAAAAACAAAAUUAGGCCUCGUGGACAGAGAGAUUCAAGCUAUUAUUGGGAAAUAGAAGCCAGUGAAGUGAUGCUGUCCACUCGGAUUGGGUCAGGCUCUUUUGGAACUGUUUAUAAGGGUAAAUGGCACGGAGAUGUUGCAGUAAAGAUCCUAAAGGUUGUCAACCCAACCCCAGAGCAAUUCCAGGCCUUCAGGAAUGAGGUGGCUGUUCUGCGCAAAACACGGCAUGUGAACAUUCUGCUUUUCAUGGGGUACAUGACAAAGGACAACCUGGCAAUUGUGACCCAGUGGUGCGAGGGCAGCAGCCUCUACAAACACCUGCAUGUCCAGGAGACCAAGUUUCAGAUGUUCCAGCUAAUUGACAUUGCCCGGCAGACGGCUCAGGGAAUGGACUAUUUGCAUGCAAAGAACAUCAUCCAUAGAGACAUGAAAUCCAACAAUAUAUUUCUCCAUGAAGGCUUAACAGUGAAAAUUGGAGAUUUUGGUUUGGCAACAGUAAAGUCACGCUGGAGUGGUUCUCAGCAGGUUGAACAACCUACUGGCUCUGUCCUCUGGAUGGCCCCAGAGGUGAUCCGAAUGCAGGAUAACAACCCAUUCAGUUUCCAGUCGGAUGUCUACUCCUAUGGCAUCGUAUUGUAUGAACUGAUGACGGGGGAGCUUCCUUAUUCUCACAUCAACAACCGAGAUCAGAUCAUCUUCAUGGUGGGCCGAGGAUAUGCCUCCCCAGAUCUUAGUAAGCUAUAUAAGAACUGCCCCAAAGCAAUGAAGAGGCUGGUAGCUGACUGUGUGAAGAAAGUAAAGGAAGAGAGGCCUCUUUUUCCCCAGAUCCUGUCUUCCAUUGAGCUGCUCCAACACUCUCUACCGAAGAUCAACCGGAGCGCUUCCGAGCCAUCCUUGCAUCGGGCAGCCCACACUGAGGAUAUCAAUGCUUGCACGCUGACCACGUCCCCGAGGCUGCCUGUCUUCUAGUUGACUUUGCACCUGUCUUCAGGCUGCCAGGGGAGGAGGAGAAGCCAGCAGGCACUUUUCUGCUCCCUUUCUCCAGAGGCAGAACACAUGUUUUCAGAGAAGCUGCUGCUAAGGACCUUCUAGACUGCUCACAGGGCCUUAACUUCAUGUUGCCUUCUUUUCUAUCCCUUUGGGCCCUGGGAGAAGGAAGCCAUUUGCAGUGCUGGUGCAUCCUGCUCCCUCCCCACAUUCCCCAUGCUCAAGGCCCAGCCUUCUGUAGAUGCGCAAGUGGAUGUUGAUGGUAGUACAAAAAGCAGGGGCCCAGCCCCAGCUGUUGGCUACAUGAGUAUUUAGAGGAAGUAAGGUAGCAGGCAGUCCAGCCCUGAUGUGGAGACACAUGGGAUUUUGGAAAUCAGCUUCUGGAGGAAUGCAUGUCACAGGCGGCACUUUCUUCAGAGAGUGGUGCAGCGCCAGACAUUUUGCACAUAAGGCACCAAACAGCCCAGGACUGCCGAGACUCUGGCCGCCCGAAGGAGCCUGCUUUGGUACUAUGGAACUUUUCUUAGGGGACACGUCCUCCUUUCACAGCUUCUAAGGUGUCCAGUGCAUUGGGAUGGUUUUCCAGGCAAGGCACUCGGCCAAUCCGCAUCUCAGCCCUCUCAGGGAGCAGUCUUCCAUCAUGCUGAAUUUUGUCUUCCAGGAGCUGCCCCUAUGGGGCGGGGCCGCAGGGCCAGCCUUGUUUCUCUAACAAACAAACAAACAAACAGCCUUGUUUCUCUAGUCACAUCAUGUGUAUACAAGGAAGCCAGGAAUACAGGUUUUCUUGAUGAUUUGGGUUUUAAUUUUCUUUUUAUUGCACCUGACAAAAUACAGUUAUCUGAUGGUCCCUCAAUUAUGUUAUUUUAAUAAAAUAAAUUAAAUUUAGGUGUAA
Pan troglodytes (chimpanzee) is the source of this 4601-nucleotide messenger RNA. It is a transcript of the gene RAF1, whose product is annotated as Raf-1 proto-oncogene, serine/threonine kinase. Gene Ontology annotation, biological process: protein phosphorylation; MAPK cascade. Gene Ontology annotation, molecular function: MAP kinase kinase kinase activity; ATP binding. The record is from RefSeq and is a predicted model, not a curated record. Gene Ontology annotation, cellular component: cytosol; mitochondrion. The transcript is spliced from 17 exons. Bases 1745 to 3691 code for a protein of 648 amino acids. Lineage: Eukaryota; Metazoa; Chordata; Mammalia; Primates; Hominidae.